AGGAGUGGGAGCAAGUUGUAAAAAAUGUGGCAAGGGCUGAGGUAGGAGAGAAGGUAGUAGUGACAAAGGGUAAGAGGAGGGGGAUUACAGCUUUGAGGAAUAGCGCUGGGUGUCAGUGAUGAGUACAAAGGGCAAGUUAGAGGUGUUAAAGAGGCAUUAUCAGCAGUUGGGCACUUGUAGUGUUGAUACAGCCUUGAUGAUAGUUGGGAAAGAGGAAGUGGAUAAGAAAGUGUGUGAGUUUCCAACAGAUUGUAUGGAA
Messenger RNA from Geodia barretti, 259 nucleotides. NCBI's taxonomy places the organism in Eukaryota, Metazoa, Porifera, Demospongiae, Tetractinellida, Geodiidae. The record is from the annotation of a GenBank genome assembly.